AUGGGGGGCCCGUGGAGGAGAACAGACGACGCUGAGGUCGCUUCCAGGCUUGGGGCCCCAUCUCCCGCCAACCAUCGAUCGCCAAUCGCUUCCCCUUCUCGCUUGUUCGUGUCGUUCCUUUUCCUCCUCUGUCUCUCUCUGCGUCUUGUCUCUGCUCCCUCCCUCCCUCCUCCCACUCCACCACCACCUCCUGACCGGCGUGCAUUCUCAGCAUCGUCACCUUUCGCUCGUUUCAUAUACCCGCCCGUUUUCAACCUGCUUCCGCUGAUCCAUCUCUUUCGGCGUACCAGAAGCCUGAUACGGGCUCAUCCCAUCGACACCCUUCGGGCUCUGCAGAGGGACCUCGCGGCCAGCCCAUAUUCCUCUUCUUUCCAGCCUCUUACCAUUUCACAAUCCUUCGACUUCACUAGUACAAUCCGGUUACUUGUUUCCUUUGUAUCACUCAAUUCACCAAAGAAAACUCACAACCCGGUCCCCGACGAACACGGAACCCCCUAUCUCUCUCACCACCAAACUCGUUAUCAAAGCGUAUCAAUCUGUUAUAGCAGGGAAAGGGACGGCAUCAAUCGCCGGGAACCGACGAACAACGAAUUUUCAACCACAACUUUGUUUUUACAACACAACACAAUGACGCGAACCGCGCCCAACUGGGGCCCGAAGCGCCUUUUGGCCUUGGCCACCGCAUUUGCUUCUAGCACCCUCGCCGACUCCAUCCUCAAGACCAGCAGCUUCACGACUUGCGGCAACGAUACCGCGAUUUCCGUCCAGAAGAUUGAUAUUCAGUACAACAACGACAACAAGACCGUCACCUUCGAUGUAGCAGGAACGAGCUCCAAGGUUCAGAACGUCACAGCCAUCUUGGAUGUCAGCGCCUAUGGCACUGCCAUCUACUCCAACACCUUCAACCCAUGCGAAGCAGGAACCUUUGUCGAGCAGCUCUGCCCUGUCCCCGCCGGCAGCUUCUCUGCUCGUGGCACUCAGAAGAUUCCUGAUGAGUAUGCCAGCAUGGUCCCGGAUAUCGCCUUCGCAGUCCCCGAUAUCGCCGCUCAGGCCAAGCUUCAGCUCAAGACCCUCGAUACCAACGAAGAGGUCGCCUGCAUCACGUCCCAGGUCACCAACGGUAAGACCGCCAGCGUCGCUGCCGUCUCUUACAUUGCCGCCGGUGUUGCUGGUCUCGCCCUUGUCGCCACUGGUGUGUCUGCAGUCAGCUCUGCUUUCGCUGGAGGCAGUGCCGCCCUCAGUGGCAGUGGCACUGGAGGUGCUGGUACCAUCAGCCCCAGUUUCACAGAGGUUUUCGGAUGGUUCCAGGGCAUGGCCAUGAACGGCAUGCUUUCUGUCAGCUACCCUCCCGUCUACAGCAGCUUCCUCAAGAACUUUGGUUUCUCUUGCGGCAUCAUUCCCUGGACCGACAUGCAGGUCGCUAUUGACAACUUCCGUGGUGCGACCGGCGGUGAUUUGAGCAAGGACAGCGUUGAGAUCCUCAAGAACAGCACUCUCAUUCUCGCCGACGGCUCCACCGUCGACGGUGGCAGCGCCCUAUUCAAGACCAAGCGUGCCGUCGAGACAUUCCAAGCCCUCGUCCUCAGAGAGAUUGAGACCAGCGUCAACGGAACCACCAGCGGCGACUCUGACGACCCGGUCACUACUAUCAAGCAGAAGGUUCAGGGUAUCACUGCCUUUGUCAACACUCUCAGUGUCCCCAAGUCCAACACCUUCAUGACCGUUCUCCUCAUCGUCGCCAUCGUCAUUGCCGCCAUCAUUGUCGGAAUUCUCCUCGUCAAGGUCAUUCUCGAGUUCUGGGCCCUUUUCGGUAACUUCCCUAAGGGUCUUGCCGGAUUCCGUGAGCACUACUGGGGAUCUAUUGCCCGUGCCAUCACCUCGCUCAUUAUGUUGCUGUACGGUAUCUGGGUUUUGUACUGCAUCUUCCAGUUUACCAACGGUGAUUCAUGGGCUGCCAAGGUUCUUGCCGGUGUCAGUUUGGGUAUCUUUACUGGCAUUCUCGCCUUCUUCUCCUACAAGAUUUGGAGCACUGCUCGCAAGCUGAAGCAGGCCGAGGGCGAUGUCAGCGGUCUCUACGAUGACAAGAACAACUGGAUGAAGUACAGCCUCUUCUACGAGUCCUACAAGAAGGACUACUGGUGGAUCUUCGUCCCCGUUAUUGUCUACCUGUUCGCCAAGGGUUGCAUCCUUGCUGCUGGCGAUGGCCACGGCAUGGCACAGACCUCUGCCCAGCUCGUCGUAGAGGGUCUCAUGCUAUGCCUUUUGCUGUGGAGCCGUCCCUUUGAGCGCAAGUCGGGCAACGUUAUCAACAUCACCAUCCAGGUCGUCCGCGUUCUCUCGGUUGCCUGCAUCCUCGUCUUUGUCGAGGAGUUUGGCAUUGCGCAGACCACCCAGACCGUCACUGGCGUUGUCUUGAUUGCCGUCCAGUCCGCUUUGACCGGUGUGCUCGCUCUUCUGAUCAUGUGGAACGCGAUCAACGCCUGCUGCAAGGAGAACCCCCACCGCAAGCGCAGAAAGGAGAUGGAGAAGAUGCAGCGCGACAUGGACACCCUCACUCCUCUGGACGCCCGCAACUCCCUCCUCAUGGACCGCAAGGAUCCCGAGGCCGGUACCACCUUCUCCAUGUCGAGCGUCCCCGAGAAGAAGGACCACCGCCCGGAGUCUCCCGACCACUACAUGGGCGCAGCGGGCAACGCUCCCUACCGCCCUCUGGCGCCAAGCACGCCUUAUGGCAACGCGCACCACGACCACAGCCGCGAGAACCUCGUCCUCGGCGCGGCACCCAUCGCCGACCGGGCGCCAACACUGCCCAACGUGGGCGGCGACUUCAACCACAACCCCCACGGCGGCUAUGGUGGUGGCGGGUACCGGGGAGUAAGUGUGGAAUAUAUCUACGGAUACACACAACAACGUUUUACAACCUCUGCAAACACCAAUGGUUAUGAUAUCGACGGCUGCCUCUCUGUGUUUCUCGUUUCUUUUUGCCUUUUUGUCGUAAAGGAGAAGAGGAAGAAGGAAUUGGAGGGACCCUUGUAUGCAGUCGUUAUCAGCAACUUACACAACCAAGCAGGCCCGAUAUCCCCACAGGGGAUAUACACGUUUUAUGACCGCAAGGUAAUCUUCUUCUUUGGGGUUCAAAAGGCGGAGGACCAUUGGCUCUGGGAGUGUGUUUAUUGUGAUAAGUUCAGGUACAACGGUCUUCGCAGAGGAGUAAGAAACUCAAGGCAGCUCAACAAAGAAAAUGGACGGGCCACUCUUUCUUUCAGCGAGGUUUUUGGUGCACAGUUGCCUCCGUUAGACCGGCGUUGCGAGCAGAAAGGGCUGCCCCUCAUCACCCCACUGAACGUCAUCCCCACGACGGCAACUCAAACUUCCAAAGUUGGUCUCACAGCAUCCCACUUGGCUCAAAGUUGGCGUUACACGGCUCUGAUCGUCUCUGAUCUCUCCCCUCAUCAAACUUUCCUGCAUCUGCAACCAUCGGCUUGGCAUCCCGGCUGCCGCGCUGAAAGUUGCUCUUGCCAGAAAAACCAUCCACCUGUUUUGGCAGAAGCUGUCGGCAGAUCCCAAGGCCAGCCCAACAUGAGUGAGUUGCAAAGAGCUUGGGCCAAGAGGAAACUCGACCCCAUGCAUCCUCUACCGGAGCCCCUCAACGACCUCGACGAGGAACCCGAGACCGAUCAGCUCCCCGAGUUGCCGGAGCACAUGGACGACGGAGACUCCUCCUCGGCCUCGUCCGCCUCCUCCGCUUCUUCUACCGGCACAAUCAUCCCAUCUCCGAGUCAGAACCUCUUUGCUCGACCGCAAGGGCCCGAGGAAGGAAAACAAGUUUGCGCUCACACCAAGACGCUGAUAUCCGCUUCUAGUGUGUCGAGGGGCCGCACGCUGGAGCAAAUCCCGUGGACAACCUACUUUGAGAGAGAAUUGUUCCUGAAGCCCAAGGUCGGAGACGAUGACUCUGCCACCGUGACGUACCACGCCUACCUCAAUUCCCCUGUCGGGAAGGGACCCCUCUUCGUCAUGCACCACGGCGCCGGCUCUUCUGGCCUCUCAUUUGCGGCCCUCUCGUCCGAGAUUAGGAAACGCCUCCCCUCGGCCGGCAUUCUUUCUCCGGAUGCUCGCGGCCACGGCUCGACAGUCAUCACGGACGGCACCGAGCUCGACCUCAAGCUCGACGUCCUGACGGAGGACCUGUUCAGCGUCAUCCAGCUGACAAAAGCCCAGAUGUCUUGGCCUGAACUUCCUCCCGUCAUUCUCAUCGGACACUCGCUGGGCGGCGCCGUCGUCACGGAUCUAGCCAAGUCGGGGAAGCUGGGCAACGCCCUGCUCGGCUACGGCGUUCUGGAUGUCGUGGAGGGCUCGGCAAUGGACGCUCUGCAGAGCAUGCUCACAUAUCUCUCAACGCGGCCCACCGGCUUCGCCAGUUUGCAGUCCGGUAUAGACUGGCAUAUCCGCUCGCGCACCGUCCGCAACUCGGUGUCGGCGCGGACGUCGGUGCCAGCGCUCUUGGUGUACGACGACUCCACCGACCCGACGAGGCCGUGGCGGUGGCGAACGGAUCUGGCGGCGACGCAACCGUUCUGGGAAGGCUGGUUCGUCGGCUUGAGCAAGAAGUUCCUCGAGGCGAGGGGUGGAAAACUGCUUUUGCUGGCGGGUACGGACAGAUUAGACACGGAGUUGACGAUCGGUCAGAUGCAGGGCAAGUACGCAUUACAAGUGUUCCCGGAAGCCGGACAUUUCAUCCAAGAGGAUCUACCAGAGAAGACGGCGCUGGCAGUCGUGGACUUUUACAGGCGGAACGACAGAAGUGCCUUGGUGUUGCCGCCCAAGCAAAAGCAUACAGCCGCCCUUUUCUUUUCUCGUACAUUCAUAGUUAUACCCCUAGCUUUCGUGAGCUUGGUCAAGCAGAUGAAAGGCAAUCUAUGCGAUGGAUCUACCACCGAGUCUAGCAAACGUUCCAGUACAUCUCAUUACUGUGUGACCCUGAACCUCUCCCAGCUCUCUGCCAUACCAAACAUCGACUUUGAUAAGUCUACGCCUAGCGAAGCAGUCGUUUCUCCGAGCAUGUUGCUGCCCUUUGACCGUCUCUGGCCCUCAUUGAGAUCCUUUCUUUCGGCACCGGCCUGUCUGGCCAACUGGGCAUCCAUUGGUUACAUUCCAUUCUGUGGUGAGAUCCUCUUCUCCGUACCCUCCGAAAGCCCGAUAGGCGCAUACCUCUUGGCCCUUGCCGUCGGGUCGUUUGAUGAGUAUCUCGUCGCGCGAAAAGCGACUGGCGUGGUUGUCGCAGAUUUUCUUACUCGGAGAACAACUCGAAUCAGAGACCGCUUCUUCGCCCUGCUGACUGGUGUUCCAGAUUGGGUCUUGAGGGAUUCCGGGAGUCAUAAGGGCGUAAAGCUUGACUCUCUCCCAAUCGUGAACCGGCUUGAGGAAAUCAUUCCUGACCCUGGGACCCCCAACCGGAUCUAUUUAAAGGUGGGAGUCAAGCGCUUUGUAAUUACGGUAGAGCGAUCGCGCUCAAGGCAAGCUGAUCUUCCCUCGUUCUCGUCAGCCAAGUCCAGGAACGUUCAGGACUGCUCAUGCUGGGACUCGAACUCGAACUCGGAGCCUGUCGUCGACCAGUUUGACCUGACCCGUCGACCCAGACGGGCGCCUGCUGGCUGCACCUCAGGUUUGUUUACCUUGAUCGAGAUGCGCCACCUACCUGUCGUACCCGGCAUAGAACUCAGCGAUGUAGAUUGCUUGCUUCGAAAGGGGAUAAAAGGUUGA
This is a messenger RNA of Colletotrichum lupini, 5763 nucleotides long. Its product is annotated as transient receptor potential ion channel. Bases 1 to 5763 code for a protein of 1920 amino acids. Gene Ontology annotation, biological process: fungal-type cell wall biogenesis; transmembrane transport. Lineage: Eukaryota; Fungi; Ascomycota; Sordariomycetes; Glomerellales; Glomerellaceae. The record is from RefSeq and is a predicted model, not a curated record. The transcript is spliced from 29 exons.